Alligator sinensis (Chinese alligator) is the source of this 3112-nucleotide messenger RNA. RefSeq names its product protoheme IX farnesyltransferase, mitochondrial. NCBI's taxonomy places the organism in Eukaryota, Metazoa, Chordata, Crocodylia, Alligatoridae. The transcript has 3 exons. The record is from RefSeq and is a predicted model, not a curated record. The coding region runs from base 47 to 754 and encodes 235 amino acids. Gene Ontology annotation, molecular function: protoheme IX farnesyltransferase activity. Gene Ontology annotation, biological process: heme biosynthetic process. Gene Ontology annotation, cellular component: membrane; mitochondrion.
GCUCAGGCAUGACAUGCUUUCAGUGAAUCUAUGAUGGCUGUUCCUGAUGACCUUGCUGUUCUCUAAGUGCUUCGCAGUAGAUUCCUUGAGGAACCUGCUCUAUGGUCUUUCCAGUCCACUCCUUGCUGUGUCCUUUGCUGCCUCCUGUGCAAUUCCAGGAAUCGCCCUGUUGACACUGGGAGUAAAUUCUCUCACUGGGGCACUAGGAGCCUUCAACAUUUUCCUCUACACAUGUUGUUAUACACCAAUGAAAAGAAUGAGCAUUGCCAACACAUGGGUGGGGGCUGUUGUUGGUGCCAUUCCUCCCAUCAUGGGCUGGACUGCAGCUACUGGCAGUCUUGAUCCUGGUGCAUUACUGCUGGGAGGAAUUCUCUACUCCUGGCAGUUCCCUCAUUUCAAUGCCCUGAGCUGGAACCUCCGGGAGGAUUAUUCCCGAGGAGGAUACUGUAUGAUGUCCGUCACCCACCCGGCAAUGUGCAAGCGGGUAGCUCUGCGUCAUUGUUUGGCCUUAAUUGGACUCUCAACAAUGGCCCCUGUCCUCGACGUCACCACGUGGACUUUCCCUGUCAUUUCACUCCCUAUCAAUCUGUAUAUUUCCUACCUCGGCUUUCGGUUCUACAGGGAUGCGGACCGCAGCAGCUCCAGAAGUCUUUUUUUCUGCAGUCUGUGGCACUUACCAAUGCUUCUGCUUCUCAUGCUCACGUGUAAGAAAUCUCUGAUAGAGAAUGACGACAAAGGGAAGCUUCAAAGCUGAAAUCCUGGCAAGAUCAUGAAAUCAGAUUGCCUUAAUGUCAGUUAGGUGUUGUCAUCCCUGUUUCACUGUCAAACAGAGAGUAUGUCAGUAACUAUAUGCAGGGAAAAUUAGGGUGAUCUUUUUGAAGAUGAUCUUUUGUGCCCAGUGACCACUUUAUAUAAAUCGUUUUCUAAGUUCUUUUUAAAGGGAAGGGACGUUGUUAAUGGCAGAGCUUGGUGAAUGGAAUUCAGGUCCCUUUACUGCACUUUUUAGGUCAUGAGUUAAAAUCCAGUCUAGGUCAGAGACUCAUAAUUUUUUAUGGCUUCCUACUGGUCCAUGUGAAAUGAAUUUGGUGAGUCUUGGACUCAUGUUUAGUAAAAACAGAUCCGUGUUAGAAAACAUCUGCAUCUCCCUUACUUGACCAGCAUCUUUGGCAAUCUUAGAGAAGACGCCAAGAUGACGUGGCAUUAAUGUUGUUCUUUCCUCUCAUUUCCCAAUGAAGUGGGCAUCCAUUCUUGAAACUAGAGGCCUGUUGUUGGUGUUCCCAAACACCAGAGGGCAAAGGGAAGUUCACGUUGCCACAGUCUAUUCCGUCCCUGUUCUGUUACUAAACAGAAGGCUUCAGUAUCUGGGACUGUGAGCCUGGCACCUUUCACAAGGCUUAAAUUCACUUUAAGUUUUCAGAGCUUCCAGAUUCUUUUCUAUUGUUUUUUUCAAUAUUUCGAAAGGCAUCCUACUACACACUGCACAUUAGCAUUUAAACAGCCUUCAGCUGAGCAAAGUUAUUUCCUAAUAUAUUGCUUUCAUAUUCUUGUAGCCCAAUUGUUAUUAUAUUGUCAUCACAAAGGAAUUUCUGACUCUCCCAAGUUUUUAUGAGACAUCUUAAAAAUGAACACUUGGGGCAAGAUUUUCAACUGGUACAAAUUGACACAACCAUGUUGACUUUAGUAGAACUCUGCUGAUUUACAUCAGCUGGGGAUCAGGUCUUUAGAGUCCAAGUGUAAGUGUUUUAUAUGCUAAUGUGUAUUGUGCCAACCUGCUGAGUCUAAGACCGUCUGCUCAUGAGGUGUUUCCUAUAAAUAGUUGAAUUGUAGGCUUACUUUAAGAAAUAUAACAGCUGUAUUGGGUACCAUGGUACAGUUGUGGUUCAAAAACAAGGUUGCUGUGGGGUAUAUUCUUAGUGAGGAUCACAUUUCAUUACCCUUGAGGAAAAGCCAGUUUUGUUCCAGCUGUUUUGAGCUUAGAAACUAGAAGUUCAAAUUGUUGAUGCAACCAGCAAAGCUGCUGUGCAACAAUAAAGCUUGUCCUCACUAGGAAAAUGCAUCAUACUUGUCAGCUGGCAUGGUUAAAACAUUCCCUAUAGACAAGGACUGAUAAUUCUGUGAUCACAUUUGCAGUUUGCAGCUAAAUCAGGGAUGUGAGACAAAUGUAAAUGUGACCAGCUAAAAUAAUUGUAAACAAAACAACACUGUUUAGACAAGGAUUGGGUUCAUCUUAUGGUGCUUGAUGUGUUAAAACUUGAUGCAUUUUCACAUGAAGAUUUUUCCAGUGUGGAUAGGAACCAGUCUAAGGCGGGACUAUGUAUUGAGUUCUGCUCCCAUUCUCAUCCCAUGGAAAACCUGCCCACUCUUGCAUUUGAUUCUGGCUCCCAUCCACAACUUAAAUCCUGCAUCAGGAAUAGAUUUUUGUGUGAUCGUUAUAAAUAAGUAAAUGAAGUGUGAUCCCACAAGCAAAAGAUUUAUUUCUUUUCUGUCCAGUGUUGCCUCAACACAAUUUAUUUUUUCUUCUCAUUAGCUUGUUGGCAGGUCUGAGCAGUAUUCCACUCCUAUUGCAGGAUUCUGCAGUGUAGCACUGUUAUGCACCAGAUCCAAGGGCUUCUGAGUUGUUGAUCUAGCCUUAUCUCAGAUUAAGCCUUUCAAGAAAUGUCAUUGAUCUGCCACUGCGUCCUCAUCAUCCCAGUAUAAAAAUUUCACAGGAUAUUUCAGUAAUACAGGCCAAGGUUCUAGUGAUAUUUCAAGAUUUCUAGGAUAUUUCAGUGAUACAGGCCAAGAUUCUGAAUUGCACUGCUGUAAAUCAGGAAUGACUCCACUGACCACUGUCUCUGCUGGAAGGGGUGCUCUUCAAGAACCAAACCAGGAGCUUUACUUGACAUUUACACAAUCAGUUGUGAGAUUCGUACUUUUCACAAGUGAUUUCAGAUUGCAAAACCAAUCCUUAUUACCGUUUAUCUGAAGUAAACUGUCUUCAUAGUAUUCAAGUCAUUUACUGUGGAGACCACGUCAUAGGACUAUGAGGAAAUGACCUGCCGUCUGAUGGAGCCUCCAAAUUUUUUAAAAUGCAUUGAGUUUGUUGUUCUGCAAUAAAACAUGCACUGUACAA